AACAUUGGAUUUUUUUUAACAUCCUUUUUUUCCUCCUACACAUGGAUAAUCCAUGUACUUGAAUUUUGAAUUUUGAAAAUUGAAUUCGUGAAGUGAAAUAUUUCAAGCCUUUUUGUUUGUUUGUUUAUUUUAAUCUUGAUGAUUAUUGGUUACUGUUACGCCACGGCCAGCAGAGGGCACUGGCUCGGCUCCGGACGAGUCACGUGACAUUGUUUUUGUUCGUUCGCUUCCUGAUUGAGCAUUUUGUGUCAAGUGACUUUAAUUUGCCCCAGGUGUCCAUGCUUUGAGUUAAUGAUGUUCUUUAUUUAAAUGCCUGGGUGAGUGAGCACUUCGCUCAGUAUUAUACCGUGUCUUUGGUUGAUCCUUGUGAAUAUUGUUUGGGUCAGUAGUUGCGUUUGUUUCCCAUGCCUCGAAUGUUCUCGUUUCCCGGUGAAGACCGCGUUUACAUUAACCCUGAGCUUGUGUCUAAUAAAGACUGUGACCUGCAUCCGCCUCCAGUCCCGUCUUGUAACAGAAUACUGAGCCCAAAAUGCGGAAGCAGCAGGUAGCCAUGAGCGCCGCAGAAGAGGCCAGGAUUUGGGCGCUUUACCGUUCGUCCCUGGAGAUGAGCAAACAGCUAGAAGAGGAAAUUGCUCAGUGCAAAGCCGAGCUGCGCGCCGCGUCGUCCCUCGCGCCAUUUACCCCGUCCCCGCCGCCAAGGAGCGACGCCGUGCAACGCAGCCAGCACAGUGACCUGAGUAUCUGGGGCUUCCCAAUGCAGGGGAGGUACACCAUGUUGUGCAGUCCAGAGGUGAAGGCUGGCCCAGAAAUUUUUUUUGGGGGGGCAACGAGGACAGCAGAGCUCCAGCCUGAGGCCUAUGGGGAGGUCUCAGCUGUGGAGCUCCUACCUGAGGUCAACAUGGCGACCUCAGAGCGACAGCUUAAGGUGGCUGAGGAGGCCGUCCCGCUGCCCUGCCCGGCCGAGGAGGCCGUCCUGCUGUCCAGCCCAGCAGAGGAGGUUGUCAUGCUGCCCUGCACAGCCGAGGAAGCUGUCCUGUUGUCCAGCCCAGCCGAGGAGGUCGUCACGCUGUCCUGCACAGCCGAGGAAGCUGUCCUGCUGCUCUGCUUGGCCCAGCCCGCCAGUCCCGCCGGGGAUGCCGCCCAGCUCGCCAGUCCCGCCGGGGAUGCCGCCCAGCCCGCCAGUCCCGCCGGGGAUGCCGCCCAGCCUGCCAGUCCCGCUGGGGGGCGGUGCCCUGUGUUCCAGAGCUGCUGGGGGGCGGUGCCCUGUGUUCCAGAGCUGCCGGGGGGUGUUGCUCCGCCCCUCCGCUGCCCGACGGAGGCUGCCUCGCUUUCCGUGGCAGCGAGAGACAGCUCGCACAGGGGCCCGGGACCCCUGUUGGAGGGGGGUUCUUGGUGCUCUGGGAGGAGCACCCUUUGGACGGGGGUUCUGUCAUGCCACGGCCAGCGGAGGGCACUGGCUCGGCUCCGGAUGAGUCACGUGACAUUGUUUUUGUUCGCUCGCUUCCUGAUUGAGCAUUUUGUGUUAAGUGACUUUAAUUUGCCUCAGGUGUCCAUGCUUUGAGUUAAUGAUGUUCUUUAUUUAAAUGCCUGGAUUCUUCCCACUGCGGAUCUUUGACCAGCACUUUUGGGAUCAGUGGGACAGUGAAUUUUUUGCACCUUUCCACUCCCUGUUUUACUACCAACCUUAUAUCAGCUGUCAUCGAAGUUGGUGGGACACUGGCAUGUCA
Molecule: messenger RNA, 1727 nt
Organism: Ictalurus furcatus (blue catfish)
Lineage: Eukaryota; Metazoa; Chordata; Actinopteri; Siluriformes; Ictaluridae
Product: fibrous sheath CABYR-binding protein-like
Exons: 2
Coding region: 530-1561 (343 amino acids)
Source: RefSeq, a predicted model, not a curated record